AUGAGUUUGCUUUUAAUUGAUGAGCUAGCAAGCAAUGACAUUUUGAUUAGGUGGCGCGACUAUCCACGAUGCUUUCCUCGUACCAUUGUUCAUCGGCGAUUGCUAAGAACGCCUCUCCACCGUCUCUCAAUACUCUGGCCGCCUCCGCCUUUAUUCCUCUACUGCCCCACAAGAAAUCAAGCCGUCAGUUUGUUUCCUUCAGCCACCUUUCAUUUCGCGGGAAUUCAAUUUCCUCCAGGAAUCCAAGUUUUUGCACCGUUUCCGCCUCUAAAUCAGACGGCCAAUCAUUAUUUUCCUUAUCAGGGAGGUGAAUCAUUUUUCAGGGAUGUUUUGACAAGUAUGGAAACAGUUUAUUUGAAUAGAAACCCUACUGCAAAAUCCAUCUUGGAACUUGUCCAUUCUGUUGAUAAUGAACAAAUUUGCUAUGAUCAUUUGGCUUUCAGGACUUUUGGGAUAAAUGGAUAUGGGAUUAACUCCAUGGCUAGUUUUUUUCUGGACUAUGGGUAUACCCAAAAGGAGGAACUAAGGUUUCCUGCUAAAAAAUUGAGAGCUUUGUGGUUUUCUCCUCCUAGUAGUUCCUCUCAAGAUGGUGGCAGUGGUGUUAAUGGGCCCUUACCAAGAGUAUUUAUUUCAGAGCUUCUUGUGGAUCAAAUGAGCCCCAAAACACAGGAAAUAAUCAGGAAAUACACUGAAAAAUCUGGUAGUGGAAAUAAAUAUGCAGCUCUUGCAAGUGCUAUGGGAUCUUUAACAUGGGAGAAGCCCUUGUAUUCUGAAUUUCAGCAAUUGGCAGGAGAAAGUGAAUAUGCUGCCUGGACCCUUGUCAAUGGGUAUGCACUCAAUCAUGUCACUAUCUCCGCACAUCGGCUGAAAUCUAACUUGAGGAGUAUCAAAAGCCUCAAUCAGUUCAUUGAAAAGAGUGGGUUCAAGUUGAAUUCUGAAGGUGGAGUUCUAAAAGUGAGUCCUGAUGGCCUUCUGCUGCAAAGUUCAACAGUGGCAGAUUCAAUCCCAUUCUGUUUUUCUGAUGGUAUCAAUGAGACUGUUCCCUGUUCAUACAUUGAGUUCGCUGAACGCCUUGUGCUCCCUCAAUAUAAAAAUCUGCCUGAACGUGAGGUCAAAGAGUCCCACAGGCGAGAUGGAUUUGAGGUUGGGAAUGCUGACAAGAUCUUUGAGAGCACAUCCAAAGAGCAGCUUACAAGGAGAGCUUGAUGGGGUCCAUAACCACAUCUCCGCCAAGACAAAUCCAGCCAGAGGUGCCAUAAUAAGUUAGUCUCCUUAUCAAAGAUCUUAAUAUAAAUAAAUAAGUGUCACAGAUGUUGAAAGUGAAAAAAUAAUUGCUUUAGUAUAACGAGAGGAAGAGCUAGUGUGAGUUUGGACUUUGGAUGGUGGCCGUAUGGCAAAAAAAGAAAAAAAGCUUUUCUUAACCUUAGUCUAGCAUGGGUUUGAAGAUGGUGAGUUUUAGUAAUCAUUAAUUUCUACCA
Molecule: messenger RNA, 1478 nt
Organism: Durio zibethinus
Lineage: Eukaryota; Viridiplantae; Streptophyta; Magnoliopsida; Malvales; Malvaceae
Product: 2-oxoadipate dioxygenase/decarboxylase, chloroplastic-like
Molecular function (GO): oxidoreductase activity
Source: RefSeq, a predicted model, not a curated record